Alternaria atra is the source of this 858-nucleotide messenger RNA. RefSeq lists its product as uncharacterized. The coding region runs from base 1 to 858 and encodes 285 amino acids. The transcript has a single exon. Lineage: Eukaryota; Fungi; Ascomycota; Dothideomycetes; Pleosporales; Pleosporaceae. The record is from RefSeq and is a predicted model, not a curated record.
AUGUAUCCUCCCAAAACUUCGCAACAACUCCAAGACCUCCAUCAGCGCAUAAUCUCUUCCAAUACCACAUUACACAACAAGCACUGCCUGGUGUUUUACCUGCUCAAAGACUUGUCCGCACAACAUCACGAAGCGACCGAACUUUCCGAAGCAUUUGCGAAAGACGUACACCUCGAGAAGCGGUUUUGGACAUUCGUCGAAGGACUCUGGUUUCUUGACCACCUCCAGUUCUCGACAGCUGUCGGACACCUGACAUACCCGGGCAUAAUACCAACCUUUCCCGAUGAGAUCAUGUACACACUCUUGACCGGAAAUGACAAGCUGAGCAGUUUGGGCAUGGCAAGGGAUCCAAAGGACGAUGUAUUGGCAUUAGCAUACUACAACUGCGUACGGCCGCCGCUGGAGGAUCAGAAGACUAGGGACGAGUUUGCCAAGUACCUUGCAGGUCGUAAUGUCACGGAGAUGUACCAAUGGAUCCACAGCAGAUCACAGUACGAGCACAAGCUGCUGCUGGAACUCCUUGUCGAGCAGAGCCUGGAUCACAACGCUUGGUCUCAGAAUCCUGAACACGAGGUGUACACGCGAGACGCUAAGGCUUUCGAGUUGGUCAGCUUGCCAUUUACCGAAGAAGAAGAGGAACACAUCGAGAAGUUUCUUACUGAAGGCAGGGGCAGGACAUUCCAGAGCGCGCAAGAUCUGGUUAUGAUGCGUAGGAUUGCGACUGGAAGGCUGACCGAUGUCGCUGCUGAUAUUGGUACUCGCGGCCGGAGAAUAGAUGGCGUGAAUUGGGAGAGCUUGAAGGAUGGCGUGAAGAGAGGACUAGGGCCCAGAAAGGAUGAGCAGAGCUUCGCUAUCUAA